AGUUAAACAAAAACAAUUUCGCAACUUUUCUCUUGUUUUUCCGAGGUUUUCCGCGAUCUAGAAGUGCGCGUCAGUCUAUCGCUAUCUGAAAUCCCGUAAAACUGGAGAAGUGGAAGAGAACGCGCAGUUCCACCAAGAAGAUGGGCGAGCGAGGGGGCGGUGGGGGUGGCCCCACAGGGGGUGGAUCCUCAUCUACAGGCAACAACAACAACAACACAUCAGCUGCUGGAAAUAGCGCCGCCACUGGAAGUACCGUUGCAGCGGCUGCUGCUUCCUCUUCUCCAGCGGCGCCUGUUGAUAAGCCCACGAUUUUGGAAGGGGUUCUCCACAACAUCUUCGAUGGGCUGACGGACAAGGAGGAGCAGGUGCGGGUGGCCAUGCAGCAGGCGAUCGUGAAGAUCCUGGAGACGCAUCCUGAGCGGGCGGCGGAGAUCCUCAGCGAGCACCGAACGCAGCAGCCCAAGAUGACCGAGCAGACGGUGGCCAUGUUGCUGGACUGCAUUCGUCGAGUGGUGGGUGCGGAAACUCCCCUUCCGCCGGCCGCCAACCAGAAACUUAUUGCCCUGGCCCUGCAGGAACUCACCAGGAGUCCGGAGCACGUUCCCCUGAUACAGAAUCCCGCCCAGCGCAUUCUGGUGGCCAUCGGACGCAGCAGCCCGGAGAGCUGUGAACAGGUUAUGGAGGCUCUCCAGGAGAAGGGCUCGAAUGCCGAUGGUGUGGCCCACUUUAUGCUGAUGCAGUGCCUCGGACUGCUGGCCACCGAGAAUCCGGCUGGCGUAGUGCCCCACAUAAAGGCCAUAUUGAGCCGAUGUCAGCCGCAUCUGGGUGGAAUUCGCCAGGAUCACAUUAAGCAAGCACAUGCCUAUGCCAUCGGUAGAUUCAGCGAGGCCUUGCUGGAGGAGUGCGGCAAGGGGGAGGAGGAGAACUGCUCCACGGAGAUCAGUGUGGCCUACGACGUGCUCUUCAACCAGUGGCUGCACUCCCGGGAGCCCAAAGUGUGCGUGGAGAUACUGCAGGCUCUGUCCAGCAUGUAUCCCCUGCUGCCCAAGGAUCGGAUUCAGGAUCAGGCAGCCAGAUUGGUGCCCCAGAUCCUCGCACUCUACCGACGCUCAGUGGACAGGAAUGCGGUUACCCAGUUCCUGUGCUCCGUGCUGAAAACAAAUCUAACCCUCAAUGCCACCGUUUUGGAUGGCAUUAUCGAUGCCCUGGUCACCCAUUUGUUCGAUCUGGUCUGCGUUUAUCCGGACUACGAGAAGCCCCAGACCGUCAAGGGUCACUACGAGGUGCUGCGCUGCUUCCACCUGCUGGCCGGACAUCAUCCCUACUCCACCCGCAUCAUGGACACCCUGCUGAUUCAUCUGCGGAAUAACAGCGAACGCGAGCGGAUGAAAUCCCUGCUGAUACUCACCCAUCUGCUCAACUCCUGUGCGGGCAACAUAGAGAACCGCAUUCCGGCCAGCAUUGAGUGCCUGAAGCAACUGAUCCUGAGUGAAAAGGGCAUCAAAAUGAAGCUCACCCUGUUGAAAACGAUUGUGGCACUGGCCCAAAAGUCCCAUAUACGGGACAAGGAGUUCGUGUGGUUCGUGGUGCGGCACAGUUGCAGGUACUCCAAGCCGAGCCAAGAGCACGGCAGCCAGGAGGAGCACGAGAAUCUUGUCCUCAGCUGCGAGAACACCCUGUACAUGCUGGCCUCCACGGUGGGCACCUUGGACGAGCUGCUCAAGCGGGAGCUACUGAACUACUUAAUCCUGCUGGACUACACGGAUAUUUGCGGAAAUCUAGCCAAGUGCCUGGCCAGUCUGUUUGCCAAGUCGCCGCAUAUAGAGUAUGAUAUUGCGGGCGAAGAUGCGGCCGCGGAACAGGCCACACCAGAAGCUGUUUCCCUGGGAGCCACUGGUGAAGAUCGCAGUGUGAUCAAGCGCGGGAAGGUGAUUGUCCCCGGAGCGGAGACAAUUUACGCCAGGUGUCUGGCACUUUUGGGCAACCAGCAGUGCAUUAAACGCUGCUCGAAUGUCCUCAGUUUCCUGCGCUACUAUCAUCCCCAGGUGAACCCCGCCCUGGAAGAGCUGUGGGAGCGAAGGAUUCCCGAUCUUCUACUGCAAAUCAACAGGGAAAGUGCCUAUCGGCAGCUGCUGCACGAUUUUAUACUGGAAACGAAUGAGUUCUUAGGCGGAUUGGAUGAGAACUUUGCCCAGCGGCUGGCCAGUAAGUUGGCGGACCAGAUGUACUUGUAUCCCAUACAGUUGCCGCACUCCGAGUGGCAACUGCCCGACCUAAGCUCCGAGCGGGGCAUGCUGCUCCAGGCGGUGGCCCUAACCCUGCUCCAGGUGACCGAUGUGGCAUGCAUCCACACCAAGAUCGAUCUCAUUGUGACGAGUGCCAGGCAGGAGAGAUUGGACAAGCAUGUCAAGCAUGCUGACUACGAGAAGCGAAUAGAACCCUGCGCCACAGCCCUGGGCUACAUAUCCAGGCAGCACUUGGGUCACCUGGUCAAGAAACUAACCGAACUGGCCCAAGUGGGGGGACGGAAACACUCCACGGGCUUCUUCAGCAACCUGCACUUCAUCAAGGACACGCACAAGGAGCUAGAGAACUACAAGAGCAACCUGCUGGUGGUCAUGGCCUUUGGUCGCAUCAUGGACGAAGCCGAUCCGCUGCAGUCCAUCCAGCACCUGGACGAAGAUGACACCAUGCUGGGCUUCCUCAUCCAACAGCUGGCCGUGCACAAGGACCAAACGAUCAUGUCGGCCAUCCUGCAGACGCUGCUCAGCAUCUGCAACCAGUUGAUCGCCACCAAGGAGCAGCUGCCAGCUCCUCUGCGGCACCGCAAGCAAAUCAUGGAGACAGUGUUCAACAUCCCCAUUGAGGCGCCCUUCAACGACCUUCCUCUACUGCCCACAAUCCUCAAACUUGGCACAGACUUUAUAAGAAUAGGUGGUCCCGAUACCGAGGAGUGUGUGGAUGGCGGCGUGAUCUUUGAGAUCGCCUGCCGCAACUUCUUCGGCUGCGCCCAGCAGUUAAAAAUGAAGUUCGACUCGCAGGAGGAGGAUGAGCGCAACAGCUUCCUGGCCAAGCACCUCAACGAAUCGCUACCCCAGCUGAACGCCCUGGUGCGUGCCAUCGUCGAGUUGGACGCCUCGCCGGCCACAUUGGACUUGAUCAUUGGCAUCCUGGAGGGCUGGACACGGGAUCGCAACUCCGAGGUGCGAAUCUGCGCCAGCCACGUUUUCAACAACACCUUGGAGGUGUACAUCAAGGCGAUGAAAAUUGGCUGCGAGGCCCCGUCUAAGUUCAAUCAGACGGGUCAGAUGCUGGGCAAGAUCGUGCCCAGGUGCAUCGACUCAAACGGCACGGUGCGUCAGGUGUCCGUGGAUAUACUGCAAAAGACGCUGGAGAUCGCGUGCAUCUACGAGACGCUGACGAUAGCCAGCAUCGACAGCACCGCCGACUGGCUAAAGGAGAUCGAGGUCAUCAAGGAGCACAUCAUCACCGACGAGCCCAAGCAGAUCUACAACCUAGCCGGCGACAUUGCCAAGAUCAUUGCGCUGCGCAUCUCCAGCUUUCAGUAUCUGCAGUUCUGUAAAACCCUGCUGCUAUCGCUGCGUGAUCCCGAGCAGAGUUCCACCAUCGGGGCCAGUGUUGUGCUCAAGUUUUUCAUCCAGCAAAAGGGUUCGGAGCUCUUCCACGCCAUUCCCGACCUGGUGCGCGACAGUUUGGUAGCCCUGCGGGUCUGCGAGGUGCCCCGGGCCAAGUCCGGAGUACUCAAGGCCCUGGUGGCCCUCACCAAGCACCAUCCCAAGCUGGUUUGCGCCGAAAUGCUGGCCCAGCCGCUGCCGUACGAUCCCAACCUGGUGGAGUACUGGCACCUGGUCUGCAACGAUCCCGAGCUGACGGGCCUGACGCUGGACAACUUCCUGCAGCUGCUGAGUGGCGCUUCUCUGCAGGAGGGUGGUCAGGAGGCCUCCGUGUCGGAGCGUCAGAAGCUGGCCAGCAGUCAGCCGUUUGCUAUAUUCUGCGCCCUGCACGAGAUGCUGCCCUGCAAGGACAUCAAGGGGCAACUGGAGACACGAUUUGCGGACAUGUUCUGCAUGCUGCUGACCUCCCUGAGCAGCUACACCAAUCUGGCCGCCCCGAAUUCAUCAAUCGCAUCUCUUAGUCCACACCAGACGCAUUCGGGCCGGACCAAGUUUGGAUUCAUACCGAACAAGGAGCUGAUCAAGCUCAAUCCCUGCCAAAUAGCCCUAGAAACGUUUCAGGCCUUUCUCACCAACCUGGAAAUGGAGCAGAUUGCCAGCGUGCUGACUGUGAACAUCGGACUGGCGAGCAGCGCGGACUGGCACAACUACAUCGAACUGCUGACCCCCAUGGCCAUCGGUUUGGGCCAGCAGCUGCAGCUGGGCAGUCCGCAGAUGAGGCAGCUGGUCAACUCGCUAAGCAAAUACGUGGCCUCGCCGCAUGACGGGCAAAGGGUGGCCGCCGUGGGCCUCUUCUCCCGCCUGGUGCCACUGAAACCCACUGGAGAGCUGGCUGCAUCCAUUCUACUUCACCUCGGAGCGGCUCUGUCGGAUCCCAAUGCGGUGGUGCGUGGUCUCAGCAUCCAGGGCAUGGGUUACGUGGGCCAAUUGGGGGAAAAGGAGGCAAAGCGCUACUCGGAAACUGCCAUUGGAGCCUUGCUGAAGGGCGUCGACGAUCCGGUGGGCGAUUGCCUGAUCAACAUUCCGCUGGAGAGCAUGCGCGGCCUGUCCGGAAUCCUGCGGGCCCUGCCCAGCGAACGGGUAGAGUCCUUCCACGUCUCCCUGGCCAUCCGCAUUCGACCCUUCCUGGGCAACUAUGCGCUGGAGAUGCGCGAGGCGGCCAUCCAACUGUUUGGUGACAUCUGCGAGGGCAAGCACGACGAUGGCAGUAGCUCGCCCACUUCCUCCAUGGAAGCGUUGAGAGAGCAGCUCGUGGCCAAUCUCUUUCCACUGCUGCUCCAUCUCAGCGAAAGCGAGGCAGCCAUUGUGUCGGCCUGCCGGGGAACUCUGCAGCGGGUUUGCCGCCUCCUGGCCGCUCCAAAAGUGGCGGAGAUGGCCCAAGAGCAAUUGGGCGAAGAGCGAGGCCACCAGCUCAACUACAGCAGCUUCGUGCUGGAGUUCGUCAAGAUGAUUGCCCAAGAGCUGACCGAGCACAUCCAGGACUUCAUCGACUCGUGCCUGCCGCAGCUGCGUAGUCAGUGGCCGGAGAUGCGUGGCAGUGCGGCCAUCGUGAUUGGCAUCCUGCACAACUUCCUCAGCGAGCGGAACCUGCAAACGGAGACGGUGGCCAGCAAGAUCGCCGUGCUGCUCAAGGACGAACAGGCGCUGGUGAGGAUGCGGGCGGCCACCGCCCUGGGAUACUUCUUUGGCGACAUCUAGGCCAUCUGGGGGACCAACUCUCGAUUAAGUGUAUAGUGCGGUUAUAUUGUGUGUUUGUAAAUUAUGACUUAGUAUUGCUCCAAGUGUGAUCCCUUUGCCUCAGCAACCGUUCCCCAUAUUAUGUUUGAUAUCUAACUCUUUGUUUUUUUGUUAUGUAAUCGAAAGUCACGUUAUAUACCAUACUAUAUACUAUAUAUAGGUAUACACAUACCAUUAUUUAUAUAUUUAUAUUCAAGUUUAUGCGGAGCGCUUUGCAGCUUUAAGGCAGUUGUAAGUGAUAGGAAAUCGUAUUCUAUAGAAGACUUGGUUACAGACAAUAAUCUCUUUGGUAUACCGAGUCUAUUCAAAGAUAUCUCGGCUUUUUGAGGUUUAUUAUAGAUAAAAACACUAUGAUUCCACAGAAAAUAUGUGAUUUGACUUGUUCUUUUGUCUAAAUUUGUUCUAAUAGUAUUUUAAAAUAAAUAUCUAUAAUCAAAACUUUUAGUUGCAAACAAUUGUUGGACCAAUUUUAAGAAAGAAAUUAAAUUAUUAGGGAUUUUUGUGAAAAUUGUUCAAUUACCUUAAAGGUGUAAAACGCUCUGCGCAUUUCAAUCGAAUGUGGAAAAGAGAUGGAAAUGGGGAUGUGGUUAGAAAGAUCCGAGUUCUUUACAACUUUUUUUUCGAUUCAAAGUCAAUUACCUAACACGUUAAAGAGAAUUUUUUUUUGCUCCACAUCCUCACCCCUGCGGAUUCAUCUCAAUCCACCACCAUUGAUGGAUGCCAAACUAUGGUUGUCCUGUUUAACUGUGUAUUAACGCUUAAAAAAACCAAAUCAAAUAAAAUAUUACAAUGAAAACGUA
Drosophila subpulchrella is the source of this 6232-nucleotide messenger RNA. It is a transcript of the gene c11.1, whose product is annotated as maestro heat-like repeat-containing protein family member 1. NCBI's taxonomy places the organism in Eukaryota, Metazoa, Arthropoda, Insecta, Diptera, Drosophilidae. The record is from RefSeq and is a predicted model, not a curated record. The transcript is spliced from 9 exons. Gene Ontology annotation, cellular component: cytoplasm. The coding region runs from base 141 to 5393 and encodes 1750 amino acids.